This is a messenger RNA of Populus trichocarpa (black cottonwood), 1849 nucleotides long. Its product is annotated as ALBINO3-like protein 2, chloroplastic. Gene Ontology annotation, biological process: protein insertion into mitochondrial inner membrane from matrix; mitochondrial respiratory chain complex IV assembly. Lineage: Eukaryota; Viridiplantae; Streptophyta; Magnoliopsida; Malpighiales; Salicaceae. The transcript is spliced from 14 exons. Bases 82 to 1731 code for a protein of 549 amino acids. Gene Ontology annotation, cellular component: mitochondrial inner membrane. Gene Ontology annotation, molecular function: protein binding; membrane insertase activity. The record is from RefSeq and is a predicted model, not a curated record.
UUCCCAUUUCCUCCUUUUUCAUUUUAAAUUAAAAAGCAGGGGUCCUUCUAACCUCUCUGCUCUCAUGUUUGGGCGGAAAUAAUGACAGCUUCCAAUCUUAUGCUCUCUGCCCUCCGUCGUUCUCGUCCUCUCUCUACUCUCUCUCGUCUCCUCGCAAACCCUAAUCCUAACCCUAACUAUAACUCGCUCGCUUCACAACCAGCAAUACCAUCUCGCAACUCACUCGCCUCUUUUCAUUUCCCCUCCUGUCAAUCCUUCUCGACUCGUACAGAUGACGACUCCGAUUUUUUGGCUUCUGAGUCACCUACCGCGUCAGAACCUAUCAAUUUUGAACUCGAUACUGUAACGGAGGGAGUGGUCAAUGGUAGUAAUGUUUUUGAAGAGUCGAUUUUUCCGGUUGGUGCGUUGCUUGAGUCGUGUCAUGAUCUCACUGGCCUCCCUUGGUGGAUAAUCAUUGCUUCAUCAACAUUGGCAAUGAGAAUGACGUUGUUUCCUUUACUCGUUUUGCAAAUGUACAAGAUAAAGCAAAUCUCACUGUGUUUUCCUAAAUUGCCCCCUCUAUUGCCACCACCUCUAUCAGGAAGGAGCUAUUGGGAACAAAUUACAAUUUUUAGAAAGGAAAGACGAGCGAUUUGCUGCCCCCCAUUUUCAUGGUUUCUCGCAUACCUUUCUGUACAGUUCCCUUGCUUUCUCUUGUGGAUGACCAGUAUUCGAAGAAUGUCUUUGAAUAAUCAUCCUGGGUUUGAUUGUGGUGGCACUCUAUGGUUUCAAAAUUUGACUGAAUUUCCUCAUGGUGGUUUAGCCUUCAUCUUUCCACUCCUUGUUGCAGGCUUGCACUAUGUUAAUGUUCAGCUCUCCUUUGAUAGAUCUUCUAUUCAAAACACGGGUGGCCUGUUGGGCUUAUUAUCAAAAUACUACAAGUAUUAUCUGAUAUUUUUGACGCUGCCUAUGUUUUUCAUUGGUUACUGCAUUCCACAGGGAAGUCUAGUCUACUGGGUUACCAAUAGUUCAUUUACUGUAAUCCAGCAAGUGUCUCUCAAACAUCCUGUUGUGGGUGCUACAUUAGGGUUACUCAACAAGGAUUCUCCAAAAACCCCUGCAAUUUCUGAAGAAAUGGUUACACCAGAAUCGGUGUCUUUGGAUUCAUCAACAAAGUGGCGCAAGGUUUCACCAGAAAAUUUAUCACCUGAUGAACUACUAGUACUGUCAGUUCAAUUGUUAUCCAGUGGGCAUAGAGACAGAGCUAUUUCUAUGUUGCAAAUGGCACUUAAAAAGGACCCUAACCACAUAAAGGCUUUAAUUGUAAUGGGGCAUACUCUACUUCAAGAAGGACUCCAUGCAGAGGCUACUGACCAUUUGGAGCGUGCCAUUUCCAAGCUCUUUCUUGCUGGCCAUCCAACAGCUGAAGAUGUCAAUCAUCUGAUCCUUACGUUGCAAUGGGCAGGUGUUGCCUGUAUAAGUCAGGGAAAUAAGGCCAGAGGAAUUGUGCACUUAGAAAGGGUGGCUAGUCUAGAAGAACCAGAGGACCCUAAAAGCAAAGCCCACUACUUUGAUGGUUUGUUAUUGCUUGCGAGUGCUCUAAGUAGGGAAGGUCGAAAAGCUGAGGCUGUCAAGUAUCUGCGAUUAGUUGUUGCUUAUGAUCCUUCUCGCAAGGAUUUCUUGGAAGAGUGUGAAAACGACGAGGACAGUUUUGUUGGCGAUCUUGUUAGCAGCAGGAGAGGAGAUUACUGACCUAAUGCAAUUAUACAUGAUAAUCAAUCUAUAUAUAUAUAUAUAGUGGGAAACAACAAUCUGAAGUAUAUUGUGAAAUAUUGUUACAGUAAAGUUCUGCUUCUUUUUUUGUUGGGAA